AUGCAUCAACUAUCUGUUUUAAUUACGACAUUGUUGAUUGUGAGUGCGUCAAUAAAUGCAGGACCCGUCUUACGUGAUGGUCUUCCAUCAAGAUAUCACGUUAGCGGUGUGAUUCAAUUGCCUUAUGCAGAAAUCAAUGAACCAUUUGAAUCAUGGAUUGAUGUUGAAGCUGGAUUCUCACGUAUUGAUUACUAUGGUGGUGCUGCAAAAACUGUUCAACGAAAAGGACGCGGUCAAGAUUAUGGAGCUAAUUAUAAAAUUGUACCUAUGUCUGAUGAACAAGUUUUAAAUAAAAUCAGUUGUUUUCAAUCUAAUGGUUCACAGGCAGAUGUAGUUGAUGUACAACACACACUGCCCGAUGUAUCUACAUUUCAAGAUAUGGGUGCAGCUGAAUGGCGUGGAAUAAAAUGUGAAAUGUAUCAAACUAUUGAUCAAGUAGGCGAUAAAAAAUCAACGUAUACUUAUUAUAUCGAUGUUGCUUCCAAACAUCCAGUUCACUAUGAAAUGUUUGGUUAUGAUUCGUUGAUUGGUUCUCAUUUUGAUAAAUAUACAAUUGAUUAUUAUAAUUAUGAUGAAGAACCAAUUGAUCCAACUGUAUUUCAUGUUACCGACGGCAUGACAUGCACCGGAUUUCCUGGUCCAGGCCUUGAACACACAACGCCACGUGUUUUAUUUAAUCCUAUGAGUGAAUAUAUCAAUCGUCAUAGUGCAGAUUAUAUCGAAUCAUCAUUUGAACAAUUCAAAAAGAAUCACGAACAUAAAUAUGACAGUGAACUUGAACAUCGUCAGCGUAUGAAAAUCUUUCGACAAAAUGUUCGCUAUAUAAAUACACGUAAUCGUGCAGCAUUACCAUAUAAAAUGAAAUUAAAUAAGUUUGCUGAUCGAACUGAUGAUGAAUUACGCGUUCUUCGUGGUCGUCGUUAUACAAAAGGUUAUAAUGGUGGACUUCCAUUUCCAAAAAAAGAAUUCAUGAGCAGUAAUCGAGCUAUUCCUGACUCAAUUGACUGGCGUAUCAUGGGAGCUGUAACACCAGUUAAAGAUCAAGGUAUUUGCGGUUCAUGCUGGUCAUUUGGCACCACUGGUACUAUUGAAGGUGCUUAUUUUGUUAAACAUGGAACAUCUAUUCGUUUAUCUGAACAAGAUUUAAUUGAUUGUUCAUGGGGAUUUGGUAAUAAUGGCUGUGAUGGUGGAGAAGAUUUCCGUGCUUAUCAAUAUAUAAUGAAACAUGGUGGUGUUGCUUUAGAAGAUGCUUAUGGUCAAUACUUACAGGAAGAUAGUUUUUGUCAUCAUGAUAAUACAACAUUAGGUGCUAAAAUUCUUGGUUAUGUUAAUAUAACUGAAGGUGACGAAGAAGCUUUAAGAAUGGCUAUCGCAACGAAAGGGCCAGUAUCUGUUGCUAUUGAUGCUGCUCAUAAAGGUUUUCUGUUCUAUGCUAGUGGAGUCUUCUAUGAUCCAGAUUGUGGAAGUUCACCUGAUGCUUUAGAUCAUGCAGUACUUGCUGUUGGCUAUGGUAAUUUGAACGGUGAAGAUUACUGGCUCGUAAAAAAUUCUUGGUCAACAUAUUGGGGUAAUGAUGGUUACGUACUUAUGUCACGUAGAAACAAUAACUGUGGUGUCGCAACAGCAGCAACAUACGUUAUGGUUCAAUAA
Molecule: messenger RNA, 1650 nt
Organism: Rotaria socialis
Lineage: Eukaryota; Metazoa; Rotifera; Eurotatoria; Philodinida; Philodinidae
Source: the annotation of a GenBank genome assembly